Molecule: messenger RNA, 3565 nt
Organism: Pan troglodytes (chimpanzee)
Lineage: Eukaryota; Metazoa; Chordata; Mammalia; Primates; Hominidae
Gene: OSTN
Product: osteocrin
Exons: 5
Coding region: 397-798 (133 amino acids)
Biological process (GO): hormone-mediated signaling pathway
Molecular function (GO): signaling receptor binding
Source: RefSeq, a predicted model, not a curated record
UCAGAGCUUGACUAAAACCUCAGGAAGAGGUGAUGGGUGUGAAGCUGAACACAAUACUAAAUCUAUAUUUAAAUUUUCCAGAGCCUAUACUUCCAUCGUUAUUUAAAUGCCAUGAUCAAAGCAAUAGAUAGACUAAAUAUGGAGGGAAAGGAGGGAGAGAGAAACUGAAGAAGGAAGGGAGAGGGAGGGAGAGAAAGAGAUCGAAGAGAGGCUUGGGAAAAUGUUCAGUGGAAAAUCUGUAGAAAUGAUGUAAGAGAAAGCAAAGGCAGGGAUUGGAGUAAGGGGUGUAUAACUGAGACUAUAAAAACUCAGAGAGAAAACUCACCACCAGGGCUGAGUUUUGGAGAAACUGCAGAGACAGUACUCUAAAGUUAGAAUCUCCUGAUCUUUCACAAGAUGCUGGACUGGAGAUUGGCAAGUGCACAUUUCAUCCUGGCUGUGACACUGACACUGUGGAGCUCAGGAAAAGUCCUCUCAGUAGAUGUUACAACAACAGAGGCCUUUGAUUCUGGAGUCAUAGAUGUGCAGUCAACACCCACAGUCAGGGAAGAGAAAUCAGCCACUGACCUGACAGCAAAACUCUUGCUUCUUGAUGAAUUGGUGUCCCUAGAAAAUGAUGUGAUUGAGACAAAGAAGAAAAGGAGUUUCUCUGGUUUUGGGUCUCCCCUUGACAGACUCUCAGCUGGCUCUGUAGAUCACAAAGGUAAACAGAGGAAAGUAGUAGAUCAUCCAAAAAGGGGAUUUGGUAUCCCCGUGGAUCGGAUUGGUAGAAACCGGCUUUCAAAUUCCAGAGGCUAAUUGAUUCCAAUUAUGCAACUUCCUUGGGUGAAAUGUCACAGCAAUAUGGAAGAUGCUUCACUGAAGUUAUUCACACUUCUUAAUGAUUAAACUUUUAAGGAACUGACCUUCUGCAAAUCCUUUCCAAAGCUUGAACUUCAGUCCAUCACAUUACAGCAUUGUUACAGCUUCAAUUAAAUUGUGUAAAUCAUUUUGAUGCACGUACAUUUUAAAAUUAUAUAUUUUAAUUAUUCAAGAAUGGUUAACUUCCCCUUAAACCUUACUUUUAAAAAUAAUAAUUAAAUACACAAUACAGUGAAAUGCCUUCUGUAUGGAUUUACCAUGCACAUGUUUGUAGUCAAGGAAUAAUAACAAAAGACAGAUUUGCUUCUGUAAAAUUUAGUUAUAAUCUGUCCAUUAUUGGGGAAUGAGGAAAGGCAAUGCUGUGUAUUUUCGGCUGAGUGCUUUCACUUCCCUGUAUUCCAUUUUUCCAAGAGUCUGAUCGGUAAUAAUUAUGAAAUUAGGCUUCUCUUUUCAUAUUCAAGUUUCAGUCAUGUUCAGAAAAAUAAAACACAGCCCCAAUGAGCCUAUGGACUUAGAAUUAAGAAAGUGAAGGACAUUACUCAUUUGUCAAACUUAGAUAUCACUUGUCCCCUAAAAACUUUCCCUUUUUCUAAAUUCUGAUAGUUAAGAGCAGUAGUGUCUCAUUAGGAGGGGAGUAAGCUCACACAGAGGGAAAAAUGAAAGUAGGAGGGAAGUCAAAGAAUUACCACCAGAAUAGGUUAGGACCAGCUAAGCACACAUCAUUUUAGCUCAGUACACUUCAGCAUAGCACAAUGUGAUCUUUGUGAUAUCUUGGAUUAAUCUAAGAAACUGUUUACCGUGUUUCAUAUAUUGGCUUAUUUGGCUUCAAUUGUCUUAUUAUCCUUAAUAAGCCAAUUGAAGAGCAUAAUGAUUUUGGGAAUGAUUUCUUAAAAAUCAUUCAGAUUAUUUUUGAAUGACUUAUUAAAACAUAAGUUUUCGUAUUGUAGAAAACUCAGUUCUCAGUAAUAACAAUGAUGUUACUGUAGCUUGGACACAUAGGUCCAUUGUGCAUUGGAUAUACUUUGAAAACACACAAAAAAACUUUCUAUGGAACAGAGAUUCAUCAUAAGUUACUUAGCAGAAGUUUAUAAAGCAUCUGAAAAACACUUCCUCUGUAAACCCUAAAAAUCACUGUCUGAUACGUGGGAGGGAAAAAGUUUUGGCCAGUAGAGCAAAGGCUUAUUUCAGCAUAAAAAGAGAGUGUUGUGAGUUGUGAGAAGGUGUCUUAAUUUUAAAGGAAGAGGAGAGAAAUGGGCAAUUGCUAAUCUUAACUAAAAAUUAAUGGACUUGUAUGAUCCAAAGAAUAAAAUAAACUCAAAGAAACAUAACAAAAAUACAUUAGAAAAAGAGUUAAACUAAGAAAUUGACCUUUAUAAAGGACUAAUUUUUCAGUUAUCCAAUGUGCUUUUUAAAGAUAAAGUUUAAAAGAGGCAAAAAGAGGUGAAAGAAAUGAACAUGUGUACUUAGAAUAUAUAUAUUGGUUUUGUAUGUAACUUCUUAGUUUUUCUGGAUAUUUUUCAAAUUGAAAGUCUUCAAAAUUAAUUUAGGAAAAAUAGUAAAUAAUUUUUUUUCAUUGUAGUAGAGGGCUGUAGCCAAGAGAAGUGAAUUUUGGGAAAUCUAACCGAUUCUUUUUUUCAUAAACUUGUGUUAGAAAGCUAGCAAUAGCACAUAGGGAAGUAUCCUGGAGGACUCAUGAGUUGAAAGAAUUAUUUAAGAAGUCGUGAUAUCCUUGUCUGCCUUUCCCCAACCUUGUGAUGAACUAUAGAAAUGUUUCCUAUUGCUUAGAAGCUCUUUCUUUCUUUGUAUUCACAUUUGGAUAUUUGUAAGCUUCUAAUCCAACUGGGUUCUGCUUCGUGCUGUGACAAAAGGUAUUAAAACCUACUUUAGCCUAAAACUUUCUCAUGGUAAAUAUUGGAAGUUGGAUUAUGCAAAUUGAUUUCCUCCAUUCUUUAUUUUUUAAUUCAAAAUUAGACUAUGACAUCCAACUUAAUUAAAAUAAGAAGUCACAAUAUAGUGAUUUAUGCUAUAGUUUCAUGUGUAAUGUGUUUUCUCCUAAUAUAAUAUACACACAAUUUCCAUGAAGGGAAGAAAAUGUUUUCUCCACUUAUAACUCUAUUUUAUUUCAUAUUUUAAUUUUUACCACUACUUCAUUCAGAGUAGAAAAUAAGCCAGCAAUAUACUAAAUAAUGGGGCUAUUCUUUUAACAUAGCAGUAAAUUAAGACAGAAUUUUUGUUAAGAAUAUGACAAGUCAUCUCACUUAUUUAUCCAACGCAUUAGGUAUUACUAAUCCAACUAUAUUUCAACUUGAAGGGACUUUUUUGUUUUGUUUCAAAAUAAUGCAUUACUUUUUUCUCUUUGCUUCUGUAUGAAGCUUUAUAGAGCAAAUGAAUAUAUGUACAUGGAGUUCUGGGUUCUAGUGUCAAUUACAUAAUCAAAUUUCAUAAAAGGAUGUUAGUUCCUGGCUAUGUUGUCCUAAAAUUUACACACACUAAAAAAUGUCUGUCAAGUUGUACCUUUAAUCUGUUCAUAGCUUUAGGGAAUUAAGUUUCUUAAACCAAAUUAUGAAAAAAUAACUUAAUGGAAUCUUCUAAAAGGAAAAAGUAUAAAAAGCUUUCUGAAUGAUAUUACCCCUUACACCUAAAGGCUCAAGAUGCUUGAAUAUGGUUCAACUUUUCCAAAGUUAAUAAACAUGGGAUGAUGAAA